This is a messenger RNA of Chanos chanos (milkfish), 1224 nucleotides long. It is a transcript of the gene dpf1, whose product is annotated as double PHD fingers 1. Gene Ontology annotation, cellular component: nBAF complex. The coding region runs from base 1 to 1224 and encodes 407 amino acids. Lineage: Eukaryota; Metazoa; Chordata; Actinopteri; Gonorynchiformes; Chanidae. The record is from RefSeq and is a predicted model, not a curated record. The transcript has 12 exons. Gene Ontology annotation, biological process: nervous system development.
AUGAAAUUGAAAUUGCUGGUAUAUUACAUGUACAAUACCGGGGAUCUGCAGUCGUACAUUGUAUCAUACUAUAUCAAAAUGGCCACAGUGGUCCAAAAUCCCUUAAAAUCGCAAUCAAGUGGAGCAGUCAUAAAAAACAGUCUGGGUGAGGAAUUCUAUCGAGAGGCUAUUGAACACUGUCGGAGUUAUAAUGCACGUCUAUGCGCUGAACGCUCCAUGAGGCUGCCUUUCCUCGACUCCCAGACAGGAGUAGCACAGAGUAACUGUUACAUAUGGAUGGAGAAGACGCACCGUGGGCCAGGUUUGGCCCCAGGGCAGCUCUACACAUACCCCGCUCGCUGCUGGCGUAAAAAGAGGCGGCUAAACAUUCUGGAGGAUCCUCGACUGGGACCCAUUGAGUUCAAAAUCGAUUACGAGGCGGCGCUGAAGAAGGAGGGAGGUGUUCCAGAGGGCCCAGUGCUGGAGUCUUUACUCAGUGGAGAGACCCUGGACAAGAAGGUGGAGACCAAGGAAGAGGAGCCUAUGAGCGAGUGUCAAAAGCUGCUGGUCGGAGACUUUCCUCACGAACUGGACGUAGAGGAGAUGGAGGAUGAUAUACCCAAACGCAAGAACCGCACCAAAGGACGGGCUUGUGGCGUGGGGGGUAUGAGAAAGAGACAGGAGCCAACGUCGCUGGAGGAUCGAGACAAACCAUAUGUGUGUGAUAUCUGUGGGAAACGCUACAAGAACCGCCCGGGCUUGAGUUACCAUUACACUCACACGCACCUGGCAGACGAAGAAGGAGAGGAGGAUUCUGAACGUCACACCCUGCCCUUCCAACGCAAGAACAACCACAAGCCCAAAAAAGCAGCAGAUGGGUCAGUUAUCCCUAAUGGCUAUUGUGACUUCUGCCUGGGAGGCUCCAAGAAGACAGGCUGUCCAGAAGAUCUCAUCUCCUGUGCCGACUGUGGGCGAUCAGGUCACCCAUCCUGCCUGCAGUUCACAGUCAACAUGACAGCAGCAGUGAGGACCUAUCGUUGGCAGUGUAUUGAGUGCAAGUCCUGUAGCCUCUGUGGCACCUCUGAGAAUGAUGAUCAGCUUUUAUUCUGUGAUGAUUGUGACAGAGGGUAUCAUAUGUAUUGUCUGAGUCCUCCUAUGGCAGAGCCUCCAGAAGGAAGUUGGAGUUGCCAUUUGUGUCUGCGGCAGCUGAAGGAGAAAGCGUCUGCCUACAUCACUUUGACCUAA